AUGGUGCCAGAGGAGCUUGACCCUGAUAUUUAUUAUUACUGUAUUUCACUCACAUGUUUUGAGAGGCUGAAGUCUUUACUACAUUUUUAUACCAUAGGAUUGAAAGUUGCAGUACAGAAGUUUCCAAAUGGUUUGAUUACUGGAACUUUGCCGGCAUCUUGCAGAGUGUCACCUCUGGCAGCCAAAUCCAAGAAGAAGGUCACACCACCACCACCACAAAUUAUCAUGGCAACACAGAGUUACUUUACAGAGAACAAUCUUGAUAAGUUACAGGUUGAUCUGGAGGAGAAUUUGGUACCCAACGAUACUGGAAGUCGUCUUUCUCGUGCAACUACACACGCAAGAAGUCAAGCAUCAGUGCGAUCUUCAACAUCCAAAUCCAUGAACAGUGUCCAAUCCCAGCCCUGGAAAUGACACCUCUAAAACUCUAUUAGAUUCAUUAACUGUUUAAAUCGUAUUUUAUCUGUUGAUGCUCUGAUGCAGUUGAGCUGGUAACUGAAUUAUAUUGGAAAUAAAUAAAAGUAGAAUAAUUUCCAUAAUUCUUUUUCCAUAAUUCUUAUUUACUAUAUUUAAUUUAUAAAUAGGCAGUGGACAAUUUUCAAGUAGGAUUCAUUUACUUACUUGGAAUUUUUAUGAUGAUUAGAGGGAGCACUCAAACUCUAACCUUAAAAAUAUGCAAAUAUGCAGUUUGUUCUUAUUCAUUUUUAAGACUUCGUCAAAAAAGCAAAAUCUCACCUGUGCAGUUAUUUGUGGGAGUCAACACAGAAGUCAUAUUUUGGGUUUUAUAUUUUCCACUGCCUAACUUGUAUUUAUUACGGUAAAAGUGACACAGUAUUCCAUAAGUAACCCAUACUCUCUAAUUGUAACCCACCCUAAAAACCAAACAAAUGAAUACAGUAAGUAGUCUCAAUGUUUUUCAAUUUUUUUAAAAUUCUUUUUUAUCUUACAAAUAAAAUGAGGUUAUAACUGCAUUAAAACACAUUUAUAAAUGUAUUAUAAUUAUUAUGUUGUACAUACAAAUCUGGAAUUUUUCAUUUUGUUUGCAAAAGUGAAAUGUUUCAUGCUUACAAUAUUUUAAAAAUAUGUAAUUCAUACAUAAUUACAAAAAUAAUCUUUAAUUAUAUUAUUGUAUUUUCUGAAACCAAAGCAUUUUUAUUUCAUAGGGUAGAUAAUUUUGUAAAAUCCUGUCUUCAAACUUUGUCAUAAAUAUACGAUAGUUUUCUUACUUUUUUUUGCUUACAAUUUUAGUAACACUGAUAAAUGCUCUUACUUUUUUGUAUUGAUAUUCGUAAAAUAUGAAGAUUUCUCUUUAAACUGAUUAAAGUCACUGUUCAUAUUUUA
Anneissia japonica is the source of this 1341-nucleotide messenger RNA. RefSeq names its product centrosomal protein of 41 kDa-like. The coding region runs from base 1 to 414 and encodes 137 amino acids. Gene Ontology annotation, cellular component: ciliary basal body. Lineage: Eukaryota; Metazoa; Echinodermata; Crinoidea; Comatulida; Comatulidae. The transcript is spliced from 4 exons. Gene Ontology annotation, biological process: protein polyglutamylation; cilium assembly. The record is from RefSeq and is a predicted model, not a curated record.